CAUAUUCUGAAUCGAGAGCUGAAAAAAGCUAAAGUUUCGGCUCUGUAAGACGAAGAGUACCUCUGGUCCUGAUGUAACGUCACGUAUACGUAUGAUUCUCUCUGUAUUCUGCUGUAUUCUGCUCUGUAGCAAAGAAAGAGAAAAAACUACAUACGUGUUUUACUAACCUGACUUUACUACAGUACAAACUGCAAGAGUACAGUCACAGUGACUACAGUACAUCGUACAACCAACCAGCCUACAACCAGUGGUGACAAAUGUCAAUUGUCAAGUGCAGCUUUGACUGCACCGCAAAUGAUACGACGGUUGUCGGUAAAGUUGAUCUUCUGCUCAAGUGAUGGCUAAUCGCAAAAAAACUAAUGAACCGUCUCGAUCUCUAUCAAAAAAUGUAAGGCGUCAUGUUGACGAGGUGAUGUUUUCGUCGUCAACCUCUUCUUCCGAAGAAGAAGUAUCAUCGGGAUGUCGAAGCUGUAGAAAUACUUCGAAAGAACAUUUCAGUAGAAAUCGCAUUGAAUCGGAUACUCAAAUAGGUCAAGAUACAAUACGCCGCGAAGAGAAUCCUUUUAGUUUUAAACAUUUCCUAAAAAAUGGUUCGCAGACAAAUUAUUAUAAUGCCGGAGCUCGUCCAAAAGUUUAUUCUCCUCUUCCGACAACAAGCCCGAAUAACUUGGAAAAGGACUCCACGGUUUAUUCCCGCAACCCAACAGAACUACCCGACUUUGUACAAGAUCAUCUAGUUAUAGAACAAUGUUAUCUGAACCAUGAACCCAAGCAGCAAGCUAUUUCAGAUCGCGAUUAUCUUCCUGAUUUUGCAUUCAGCGUAGAAGAGAGGCAAUUUCGACUCGAAUCGAGGAUAACCGAACCACCUAUGCACGAUCUUCCAUUCGAUUUGACUGGAAGCUUAGACAAAGGUUUGACUCAUACAAAGCAGUCCGUCCCAAAUGCGGUUUGCGCCACCGAUUUAAAUUUACCCGUUUACGAUAAGCCCAAUACAGGAUCCACGGAACGUCCACAGCCAUCGGGUAGUUGCAAAAUAAUACUUUCUAUCGACAAUUACCGAAUAACUAGAAUUCAUAUAUAUCUAUAUGUAUAUAUAAUUUUCUAUCACUCAGGAUUUCCAUUAGAUUUACCAAUACCUGGAACCGAAUCUGUUACCGGUUCAGAUAUUGCGGCUAACGAAACAAACGUCUCGAAAUCUUUACCAGACUUUUUAAACGACGGCCCUAUUCACAAUAGAACAACGCUGCUAUCCAUAGAUUUUGGAACUAUCACGAAUAGCGUAGAAUUUACAGAAAGACGACUAUCGUUAGAAAAUGAAAGAUUACGUUACGAAUUAGAAUUAGCUCGAAAACAAAUUGGUGACAAAUCGAAGAGGAUUCAAUUAUUAGAAUCAGAAUUGGCAUCUAGAAGAGAAGUAGAGCACGAAGAAACAGUACACCUCGAGAAAGCCAUGGAACAGAGAAGAGCAGUAAACGCAGAAAGUACUGUUACAUCGUUAAAAAAAGAAAUGAAAGCUUUAACGAUAGAAGUAUCACGGUUACGAUUGGAAAAUAAGGAACUUAAAAAUGGUUGUACGACAAAGAGUAGGAAAGAGUGUGGUGGCUCUUCGAGCAUAGAUCUCAGAGUAAGAAGGUUAGCUAACGAUUUAAGAACUGCUGCUUCAUCUGCAGAGGUGUCGUUGAGACAGCUAAUGUUUGGCGUCGACAAUUUAAGAGAACUAGCUUCUGCGCUUGAAAAUGUAGAUAGGAUAGAAGACCGGACCAAAGAUUUUCUACCAGAUUCCGAUGAAGAUAAUGUUGCUGCCGUUGCCGCUGCUGCUGCUGCUGCUGAUCCUGUACUUUAAUACAUUUUUGUAUAUUUCUCUUCCCGUACACCACUAUUCCCUUUAUUUCCAUUUCCCUAAUAAUACAUAUCUCAGCCUGUGCUAAUAAGUUCCUCGAACUCACGUGUGUUCUCACACAUUGACAAUUUUUUCUGGAGUCGAUUGAAUUCAAAGGCACGAUAUUCGUAUCGUAUUUAAUACACCUUUAUGUAUUUAUACUUUUCGUUUUUUCAUUCACACAUCAACUAUAAAUAUGUAAGCGUUAAACAUUUAUUUUUCCUUGACAAAAUAUAUUUAUUUAAACGUUAUUCUGGUUUUUAGUAGCAAUCGCCCGUGAAAAAAGUGUCUUAUCGAUAUAUCAUAUUUCUUCAAGUAAAAAGCUAAAGAUUUUAACUUUUGUAUAUGCGAUUUGAUGAAAACCCGUAAUAUAAUUCCAAUAAACAACAUUAUUCAAUUUCUUUGUAUAAUCUAAAAAUAUCAGCCAAAUAAUUCGAACAAACGAAAUCCUUUUGUGUAUUUUUCUAUUUAAAAAGGCGCGCCUUUGAAUCUCAGAAAAAUUAAUUUCUUUUUAAACAAACUUGUGUAAUUAUAUACAAUAUAUAUGUACAAAUACACGUACACAAUAAAAAAUCACCUUUUCAAAAAGUUGCCCUUAUACGUGACAGAAAAAUCGACUCCAGAUACUUCACAUGUUAGUAUUAUAUUUUCAUUUUCACAUAUAAAAAAUGUAAUUUAACUGAAAACUCCAAAGCUAUAUUCUAAUACUAUAAUAAAGUAAUUUAUAUCUACAAAAUA
This is a messenger RNA of Hylaeus volcanicus, 2617 nucleotides long. RefSeq lists its product as uncharacterized. Bases 338 to 1843 code for a protein of 501 amino acids. Gene Ontology annotation, cellular component: midbody; centrosome; recycling endosome. Gene Ontology annotation, biological process: regulation of cytokinesis; positive regulation of protein localization to cilium; positive regulation of cilium assembly. Lineage: Eukaryota; Metazoa; Arthropoda; Insecta; Hymenoptera; Colletidae. The record is from RefSeq and is a predicted model, not a curated record. The transcript has 7 exons.